Molecule: messenger RNA, 2282 nt
Organism: Erinaceus europaeus (western European hedgehog)
Lineage: Eukaryota; Metazoa; Chordata; Mammalia; Eulipotyphla; Erinaceidae
Gene: DARS1
Product: aspartyl-tRNA synthetase 1
Exons: 16
Coding region: 244-1749 (501 amino acids)
Biological process (GO): aspartyl-tRNA aminoacylation
Cellular component (GO): cytoplasm; cytosol; aminoacyl-tRNA synthetase multienzyme complex
Molecular function (GO): ATP binding; aspartate-tRNA ligase activity; RNA binding
Source: RefSeq, a predicted model, not a curated record
CCUGAAGAGGAGACCUUGGCGCGCGGCCUGCCACCACCAGCAAGCGUCUCGAAAUCUCGAGACAGCUACGACUCUCGCGAUCUUCCCACAGCCGACCCGCACUCCACGCAGAGUUGGCCCGCACGCAAGUGUGUGACUGGAGUUCCAGGAGGGCGGAGACAGCGGGUGGGAGAAGCCCCUUCGGCCUACUCUACGGAAGCCCGCGAGGGAGGAUAGUGACCGCUGCCCCGUCCGCUAGACCAGAUGCCCAGCGCCAACGCCAGCCGCAAGAGUCAAGAGAAGCCGCGGGAGAUCAUGGACGCGGCUGAAGACUAUGCUAAAGAAAGAUAUGGAAUAUCUUCAAUGAUACAGUCACAAGAAAAACCAGAUAGGGUUUUGGUUCGAGUUAGAGACCUGACAGUACAAAAAGCUGAUGAAGUUGUUUGGAUGCGUGCAAGGGUCCAUACAAGCAGAGCUAAAGGAAAGCAGUGUUUCCUAGUUCUACGUCAGCAGCAAUUUAAUGUCCAGGCUCUUGUGGCGGUAGGAGACCAUGCAAGCAAGCAGAUGGUUAAAUUUGCUGCCAACAUCAACAAAGAGAGCAUUGUAGAUGUAGAAGGUGUUGUGAGAAAAGUGAAUCAGAAAAUUGGAAGCUGUACACAGCAAGAUGUGGAAUUACAUGUUCAAAAGAUUUAUGUGAUCAGUUUGGCUGAACCUCGUCUGCCGUUGCAGCUGGAUGAUGCUGUUCGACCUGAGGUGGAAGGAGAUGAGGAAGGAAGAGCUACUGUUAACCAGGAUACAAGAUUAGACAACAGAGUCAUUGAUCUUAGGACAUCAACUAGUCAAGCAGUCUUCCGGCUCCAGUCUGGCAUCUGCCACCUUUUCCGAGAAACUUUAAUUAACAAGGGUUUUGUGGAAAUCCAAACUCCUAAAAUCAUCUCAGCUGCCAGUGAAGGAGGAGCCAAUGUAUUUACUGUGUCAUAUUUUAAAAAUAAUGCCUACCUGGCUCAGUCCCCACAGCUAUAUAAGCAGAUGUGUAUUUGUGCUGAUUUUGAGAAAGUUUUCUGUAUUGGACCAGUAUUCAGAGCUGAAGACUCUAAUACUCACAGGCAUCUUACUGAAUUUGUUGGUUUGGACAUUGAAAUGGCUUUUAAUUACCAUUAUCAUGAAGUUGUGGAUGAAAUUGCUGACACCUUAGUACAAAUAUUUAAAGGACUUCAAGAAAGGUUUCAAACUGAAAUUCAAACGGUGAAUAAACAGUUCCCAUGUGAGCCAUUCAAAUUUUUGGAGCCAACUUUACGACUAGAGUAUUGUGAAGCACUGGCUAUGCUUAGGGAAGCUGGUAUUGAAAUGGGAGAUGAAGAGGAUCUCAGUACACCAAAUGAAAAACUUUUGGGUCGUUUAGUUAAAGAAAAGUAUGAUACAGACUUUUAUAUACUUGAUAAAUAUCCAUUGGCUGUAAGACCUUUCUAUACAAUGCCUGACUCAAGAAAUCCUAAAGAGUCCAAUUCUUAUGAUAUGUUCAUGAGAGGAGAAGAAAUACUGUCAGGAGCUCAAAGAAUACAUGAUCCUCAGCUGCUAACAGAGAGAGCCUUACAUCAUGGAAUUGAUUUGGAGAAAAUUAAAGCAUACAUUGAUUCCUUCCGUUUUGGAGCUCCUCCUCAUGCUGGUGGAGGCAUUGGGUUGGAACGAGUAACUAUGUUGUUUCUGGGACUGCACAACGUUCGUCAAACUUCAAUGUUCCCUCGUGAUCCCAAACGACUUACUCCUUAAACAAAAUCAGGUUUUUCUAUUCUUUCCAGUAACAUGCUACCUUAGUUACUUAAAAUAAACAAUAAGAUAUAGGUCUUAUGCUAAGUGUCAGUUACCUCGGGAUUAAUUCAUUAUAAAAAAGAUGAUUUUUAUAUGGGAUUGUUUUUUAAUGAAAACUUCAUAUUGUUACAGUAAAAAUCCAUGUUGUGUUACUAUAGUAAAUGUUAACAAUAUUUUCAAACAGUUAAGAUCAUGAUUUUUUUUUCCUUUCUAUGUUACAAUGGCUACAAUACUAAUGUUUUGAAAUUUCAGUUCUUGAACUUAUUUUUUAAAACUUGGACAUUGAGAUAAGGACAAUUUUAGGGAAAUAUUAGAGAUUAGUAGUGCAUAUACAAUUGACACAUCACUGAAAAUUAAGCCGAAAUUAGCAAUUAUUUGGUGGUGCCCAGAAAUCAUGUAACACAGGUGGAAAUACUGGUUAGAAAAUAGUCAUUAUAAUAUUAUAUUAAGUUGUUCAAGUCUAUACCUGAGUUUCAAUAAAAUUUUAAAACUGA